This is a messenger RNA of Labrus mixtus (cuckoo wrasse), 989 nucleotides long. RefSeq lists its product as uncharacterized. NCBI's taxonomy places the organism in Eukaryota, Metazoa, Chordata, Actinopteri, Labriformes, Labridae. The transcript is spliced from 2 exons. The coding region runs from base 1 to 624 and encodes 207 amino acids. The record is from RefSeq and is a predicted model, not a curated record.
AUGGACCAGCGCAGAGAUGCAGACGACGACCAGGAGUUAAACAAAGCUAUUUUAGAAAUGCUUCAUAUCAACAAAGUGUCUGCGAGUCAUCAGAAUAAACCUCAUCCUUACAUGAGGAGGAUCUACCAGCAUCUGGACUCACUGGAGGCUCAGGACUUUGGGAGCUCGGAUGGGACGCUGGUGCAGAGUUUCAGGAGUGUGGAUGGUCCUCAUCACGCUCCUCCUGGAUGGAUCUGGUUUAACGUCAGCGGUCUGAGCCCCUCCAUGCUGGCCGCAGAGCUGGUUCUGUUCAGGAAGACUCUGCACCCCCGUCCCCUCAGUGUGACCGUCACCCUGCACAGCCUCACUGCCUCCUCAAUGGAUGUCCUGAGGGAAAGCCCCGCCCUCGAGGAGAGGCUGCUGACCCUGGACCAGAGACCCCCCUCUGGAUACGAUGUGUUCGACGUGUCUGCUGUCCUGGAUGUGAAGCCUGUGGAGGUGGUGGGAUUUCAGCUGCGUUACACAGACGAGAGCGGGAGUCUGGUCCUCCAUGAGGCUCUGACUCAGAGUCUGUACUCUCUGGACAGAGGGUCUCUGAGUGAGCCCUUACUGGUGCUCUACCAAACACACCCCCUUCUCGUAUAAAUGUUACGGGAACCAAGAGGAGCAUGAAAACGUUUCCUUUAAAAUAUAUUUUAUUAAUCAUCUCUGACUUAAUUAGGAUGAACAGAUACACCUGGCUUUUAUUUGUUGGAGAAUAAUACUUAUGUACAGGACAGGAUCAGUAAAGACAUAAAGAAGUAUAACUUUGUCCACAGGGGGGCGCCAAAAUCAACACAAACACACAGUUCCUGACAGGGGUUCUAAGAAUCCAUAUCUGAAAUCAUCAAAACUGCAUAACUGAUCCUAAUUAAUGUGCCAAGUUGUAAAAGGAAAAACACAAAAUUAACACUUCUUCAAUGCUUACUGUACAGCGAUGUAAGGUAUUGCAAGUGUUGAGAAUCUUGACA